AUGGCUUCAACGGCUCCCGCGACAAACUCAAAAGAUGGCUUGGCUAACCUAAGUUUAAACGUUACAGCUGCUUUAGAUAUAGAGGGGACUAUUCCACUCGAAAGCGUGCAACUUGAUGGUCUGGUAGUCUUGAAAAUCAUCAAACAUUGCCGUGAAGCUUUUCCUGCAACAGUUAGCGGUCAACUCCUUGGUUUGGACAUAAGUGGGGUGUUGGAGGUGACAAAUUGUUUUCCGUUUCCGAGUUCAAAAAGCGACGACGAAAAUGAACUUGAUGUGGCAAAAUAUCAGGUUGAAAUGAUGAGAUGCCUACGUGAAAUUAACGUUGAUCAUAAUCCGGUUGGUUGGUAUCAAUCGACUUAUCUCGGCUCUUUUCUGACACCUAAUCUAAUCAAGACUCAAUACUUUUAUCAACAAACUUUUAAUAAUAAGAGCGUGGUCAUCAUUCAUGAUGUUUCACGAUCAACCCAUGGAAACAUAUCACUACGAGCAUUUCGAUUUACUCCUUCAUUCAUGGAAGUACAAAAAGAAGGAAAAUUCACCAACGAAUCAUUACAAAAAAAUAAACUCACAUUCUCGAAUAUGUUCGAGGAACUACCGAUCACAAUCAAAAAUUCUCAUCUUGUGACUGCGCUUCUCCAUUCUUUAAAUGAGUACGAACCGCUGCCGACAAAAGCCUUGGAUAAAGAUAAGGUCGAGGUUCCACUUACGCCGAAUUUCGAUAUGCUGGAACUGAGUCUUGAUCCUUAUAUCGAGAAGAAUUUGGAACUUUUGUUGGAUUCGGUGGAAGAAUUUGGUCAAGAACAGAGUAAUCUUGCUUUCUGGCAGCGAAGUUAUGCACGUGAGCAGACUAAAAUCCAGCAAUAUAUGCAGAAAAGGAAACAAGAAAAUCAAUCGCGUCAAGCAGCUGGAUUAGAGCCACUUCCUGAAGAGGAUAUAAACAAAUUAUUCAAAUUACCACCUGAACCUUCAAAACUCGAUAGUCUAUUAAUAACAUCGCAAAUCAAUAAUUAUUGCAAACAAUUGAAUCAAUAUGCCGGACCUACCCUAGGGAAAUUAUUUGUCGUGGGAGAAUUACAAAAAUAA
Ambispora leptoticha is the source of this 1083-nucleotide messenger RNA. NCBI's taxonomy places the organism in Eukaryota, Fungi, Glomeromycota, Glomeromycetes, Archaeosporales, Ambisporaceae. The record is from the annotation of a GenBank genome assembly.